Molecule: messenger RNA, 1751 nt
Organism: Cajanus cajan (pigeon pea)
Lineage: Eukaryota; Viridiplantae; Streptophyta; Magnoliopsida; Fabales; Fabaceae
Source: RefSeq, a predicted model, not a curated record
UAAGCACGUUUUAUAUAAUGAGUUAGCAAUGGUAUCGGAGUGAAAAUAAGGUGGCGAUGAGUAGUCCUCCGGUGAAUUCGUUGGCAGUGGCAUACGAAGCAUGGACAAGUCUGGCAGUCCCAGAUUGGCUGAACAAAGGAGACAACGCAUGGCAAAUGGUGGCGGCCACGCUGGUCGGAAUCCAAAGCAUGCCGGGGCUGGUCAUCCUGUACGGAAGCAUCGUGAAGAAGAAAUGGGCCGUGAACUCGGCCUUCAUGGCCCUCUACGCCUUCGCGGCGGUGGUCAUCUGUUGGGUGACGUGGGCCUACAAGAUGUCCUUCGGGGAGAAGCUCCUGCCCUUUUGGGGCAAAGCCGGGCCCGCCUUGGGCCAGAAGUUUUUGCUCAAGCAGGCCGCCCUGCCCGCCACGCCGCAUCACUUCAGCAACGGCGAGCUGGAGACGGCGGAGAUUGAGCCCUUCUACCCGAUGGCGACCAUGGUGUGGUUUCAGUGCGUUUUUGCGGCCAUUUCGCUCGUUAUCUUGGCGGGGUCGGUCUUGGCUAGGAUGAGCUUCAAGGCUUGGAUGAUGUUCGUGCCGCUUUGGCUCACCUUUUCUUACACCGUUGGCGCCUUCAGCUUGUGGGGUGGGGGUUUCCUCUUCCAUUGGGGUGUUAUGGAUUACUCUGGUGGCUAUGUCAUUCAUCUUUCUUCUGGGAUUGCUGGCUUCACUGCUGCUUAUUGGGUCGGCCCAAGAUCCAAGAAGGACAGAGAGAGAUUCCCCCCAAACAACGUCCUACUCACGUUGGCCGGGGCCGGCCUCCUCUGGAUGGGAUGGGCCGGUUUCAACGGCGGAGAUCCCUACGCCGCCAACACCGACUCCUCUAUGGCUGUGCUUAACACCAACAUUUGCGCCGCCACCAGCAUCCUUGUCUGGACCUGGCUCGACGUUAUUUUCUUCAAAAAACCCUCCGUUAUUGGAGCCGUUCAGGGCAUGAUAACUGGCCUUGUUUGCAUCACUCCUGGAGCUGGUUUGGUUCAAGGAUGGGCAGCCAUAAUAAUGGGAGUGCUUUCAGGCAGUGUCCCAUGGUUCAGCAUGAUGGUAUUAGGCAAAAAGUUGAAAGUCUUUGAAAUGGUUGAUGACACCCUCGCCGUGUUCCACACUCACGCUGUGGCUGGUCUUCUUGGAGGCAUACUCACUGGCAUAUUUGCGGAGCCACGUCUAAGUACACUCUUUGUACCCGUCACCAACUCCAAAGGUGCAGUCUAUGGAGGCUCUGGUGGAGUCCAAGUCCUUAAACAAAUCGUGGGAGGCUUGUUCAUCAUUGGUUGGAACCUCGUCGCCACUUCAAUCAUUUGUGUGGUUAUAAGUUACAUCGUUCCGUUGAGAAUGACCGAGGAAGAGCUUCUCAUUGGGGAUGAUGCGGUUCAUGGGGAAGAGGCCUAUGCGUUGUGGGGUGAUGGAGAGAAACUUAGCAUCUACAAAGAUGAUACCACUCACCAUCAUGUCAUCGCUAGUGGUGCCACUCAAGUCGUCUAGUCUAGUUAUAUCUACGCCUUCAAUUCAUCUUUCUUCUUUUCGACAUAUGAUGUUCAUUUUCUUCUCCUUAAUUUGUCUCCGUCGACAUGAUUAAAUGUACAAAGUCAUGUGCAGUUAUGUGUCUUGUUAUCCUUUCACUUCCAUAGUUUCAACAUUCUAUGCCUUCAUAAUCAUGUAUGUAUCCGACUUUAUGAGCUUGGAACUUGAAUUAAAUGAGUAAGUAAUUUUAACGGUUUC